Protomyces lactucae-debilis is the source of this 801-nucleotide messenger RNA. RefSeq lists its product as uncharacterized. The record is from RefSeq and is a predicted model, not a curated record. The coding region runs from base 1 to 801 and encodes 266 amino acids. Lineage: Eukaryota; Fungi; Ascomycota; Taphrinomycetes; Taphrinales; Protomycetaceae. The transcript has a single exon.
AUGACGCGUCCGGUGGAUGGGCUCUUGAUAGAGACAGGCGGUAGCGCGCAUACUCGCUUUGAUAGCUACUUCCCGCCUGAACAAGGGUACAGCAACACAGCUGGACACGAUGCAACACGAUCUACUAGGCAAAGCAAUGAUGAAGAAGACCACCACGACCUUGACUUUGCCUCACUCCCCUUUCCCGCACCGCUUCAUUCCCUUCGUAGGGAUUUCCGCGCACAAGACUUUGAUGCAGAUACAUUCCUCUGCCAACAUCAAAAACACGGCCAACUCGAUGAUCUCCUAGCUGAGCUACGGGCGCUUGCAAGACAGCUAGAUGGAGAACUCACGGCGGGUGUACAGCGUGAUUAUGCAUCUUUUAUUCAAUUGGGACAGACGGAUGCGUCGAAGCUUGUGGUCUUGCAACAGGGCGCGUCUGCGAUACGACAACAGGCACAAGUAUUGGCAGACGAAGCUAUGAAGGAGGCAGAAGAAGCAGAUGAUGUGUUGCGGCAACGGGCGGUGAUUCGAGAGAUGAAGGCAGCGGCACGGCAGCAGCUUUGGUUCUUGAGGGGAGUGGAUGAACUUGCAUCUAUCAUGGAAGAUGGAAGGUUGGAUGAGGAAGGGCUGCAGCUGGCCGUCGACUUGGCAGCGCGACUUCGACACCGUGAGCCCAGAACGACCGUCCCAGCAGCAACAACAGCUGCGUUUGAGGCCUUGCGACAGAGACUCGUGGCUCGACUGCGAGAAGCGACGCAACAAGGCUCUGAUGCAGACAAGCUCCGUCAUGCGCAAUUCAUACGCCGACUCUAUGCGUAA